GUUUUUCGUCCGACAUCCCGAUGCUCGACCAGUCUCGGCUGGAUAUUCAGAACGAGCUCGACGAGAGGGUGAUUCGCUUCAUGUACGAUGUUUCGUACGACUUCUGCUGGACGCUUCGCUGGCUCAGGGCUGAUCUUCCAACCUGGGCGGCGAUUCUGUGCUGUGCCACUCACUCACACUGGAGGGCGUUCGACAUGACGAGGCAGUUGGUCCAGUAUGGCGUCCGAGUGGCAUUCAAAUCCAAAGACUGGGACGA
Symbiodinium sp. CCMP2592 is the source of this 256-nucleotide messenger RNA. Lineage: Eukaryota; Dinophyceae; Suessiales; Symbiodiniaceae. The record is from the annotation of a GenBank genome assembly.